GGAUCAGCAUGCUCGUAAACAAUGCAGAUCCGACAAAUCUGCAGCAGGAGGACAGCAGUCACUCACAUCAUGUCAGACUGCUCACCUCUGUAGUGGUUUAUGUAGGCCUAAUGCUCGGACUGGUGUCCACUGUGUCGCUGUGUGUUACAGACAGGCUCACACAGGUGGACUAGUCACACAGGUUGGACUGGAAGCCCUUUUGUUCACUACUUCUUGAAGGCGAUGUAGCUUUUUUUGGGAGGGGGGAGUUAUCAUGGAGAUAGUCGCAACUGUAGCGCUUCUACACCUGUGUUUGUGUGCGACAGCGGCAGUUUCGGGUAGUGACUCCACCGAAACGGCCCUGACAGCCGCACCGGGUGACGUCGUUCGACUUCCGUGUUACGACGUCGGUAAUGAAACAGCGACUUUAACGACGUGGAUGAAAAAUGGACGAGAAAUCAUUACAAGUGGCGGUUCUUCGCCUAACCUCUCACCCGCCGGACAGCGCUUCAAAGUGCUGCAUGAUGGGACUCUGAGCAUCAAAGAGGUGAUACCCGGAGAUGAGGGCACCUACAUGUGCAGCUCCACGCUGCCAGGCAACAACACCUUUCACGCACGUGUGCUGCUCCAAGUAACCCGUGGUCCAGAAAAUAUAUCUGCAUCCAUUGGCCCGGCCACUACCCUGUCCAACGGGACGCUCAUCGUCUAUCGGGGUUCUACCGUCUUCUUUAACUGCUCCGGCUCCUCGUACCCCUCUCAGCAGCUGACCUGGGCCUUCAGAGGAGCUUCAUCCAGCAACGAGUCGCUGGUUACAAACUCUGAAGCCUGGCUGGACUUCAGGAUAGAAGACAUUCAGCCCAGGGCUCAGGGAGUUUACAGCUGCAGGGCUAACAACACCGUCACUCAUCAGGCAGCCAAUAAGAGCACAGAGCUGUUAGUAUACUAUGUCCCAGACAGACACCCUGACUGUAUGUGGGCACCAGAAAAUGACACCUCCCACGUCCAAUUUAUCUGCACCUGGUCUGGAGCGUAUCCUCCCCCGACGCUAUGCUGGGGGGAAGACAAGGGUGACCAAGGACCUUGCUGGGAAAAAAUUUUUUAUGCAUCAGAGGUGACGGAAAGCCUGUCAGUGACGCUGAACCGCUCAAUGCUGUCAGAAGGGCAGGUGGUGAGGUGCAUGGCCCAGCACCAAGCACUCGCUCAGGGAAAAGAGAAGUCGUGUUCGUUUACCCUCAAACCUCCGUACCCCGAAGGCGAGCCGCUGGUCACAACUCUAGAGGCGACCAGCCUCACUCUGACCUGCUCUGAGGCCAUGUCCAUCCCCCCUGCAAACACCACGUGGAGAAAAGGGCUCAAGCAGGAGCUAAUUGUUCCCGGAUCCAAGUACGUCCUGUCUGUGGAAGGCCCCGUCUUCAAGCUGACCAUACUCAACAUCAGCAAGGACGACGAAGGCGUCUACUUCUGCCGCAGCGAGAACCCACUCGCCGUCCGCGAGCUGGAAGUGUACCUCACUGUGAAGUCCUCCUCUGCAUACACAGGAGCGAUCAUCGGUGUCUUUAUAGCUGCGCUGAUUGUGGGAUCGGCCGCAAUCGUAGCAAAACUUGCUUACUCCGGCCGACACCGGAUUUGCCUGGGAGAUGGCUUUGGGCAAAUGGAGGACAGUGGAGACGUGCUGAGUCUGGUGGAGUCAGACGACGACGAGCAGAUCUUUCAAGAUGCCGUUCCACGGCUGCCUCCGUUAACCAACGGACACAACACAACGCUCGUCCAGAUACAUCGGAUCCCAUCAAGCGAUCAUGAGGAUGCAGAAACAGCUGACACAAGCCCACAGCAGCAGGAAGAUACUGUACAGAGAGAAGAGCCAGUGGAUCUUUUAACAUUUUAGGUAUUUGGUGUUUUAGAGAGAAGUCUUUUUAUUUUAGGUAAACACUAUUUACUCGCAAUGACAAUGUGAACAGAAUCGGUGGAAGACACAUCAGAUCAGCUCUCUUAAUUUUUUUAAUUAUUUUUUUUUUAAAGAGGGUUUUGAAUUUUUGUAAGCAUAUUUUUAUUAUUGAUUUGUCUGUACAGCAUUUUGAAUAUGUUGCUCUGAUGUUGGAAUGUGUGCAGUAAAUUAAGCUGCUUAAACUAAAUGAGAUGUGACAAUGGCUUUGGUCAUUCAUAACUUAUUGAUUUACGUACAUUCCCUGCACGUAGCAUUUACAGAUUAACUAUGACUAUCGCAGUCUAGAAUGCAACUCUAGACUGGAACCAUUUUAAAAAUGUGGUGGAGUUUUGUCAGUAAGUCUCAUGUGUAAGAUGUAGUGAAGGUUAAAAACAACUAUCACUAAAAUAUCACUAGAGUUUUGACUCCAUAUGUCAAUAUGGAGUCAAAACUCUAGUGAUAUUUUUUAUUGUAUGUCAAUAUCGGUAAUAUAACAACAUUUUGGGUAUGACUUUGAUCUUAGUAAAUAUUUAAACUAUAAUCUGGGAGUGAAAUCACCUAUCAUCUAUAAAUGGUAGCUGUAGCCUAUAAGAGAAGAAAUACGAAAAUGGUCUUACUGUAACACAGUGUCAGACAUGUUUUCCUUUAAGGAUCCCCUUGAGUAGUUUGAGCUGAAUUUAUUAAACAAAUAAUCAAUUACUUGAUCUACAGAAAAUUAUUCAGCAACUAUCAUGAAAACAAUAGUUAGUUGCAGCACUAAAAUUGAUAAAAAAUAUUCCAAGUGGAUGUCAACACUUAAUUCAAAGUGAUCAUUCUUUUCCAAGUAAAAUAUUUAAAGCAAGUAUGCCAUUUUAAUGGCUGCACCAUCACAUCAAAUGGAAAUGUUCUAUGUUUAAAUAAUAAUAAUAAAUAAUCCAUGCAGCACCUUUCAGUGAACUCAAAGACUCUUUAAAACAUAGAGAUAUAUAUUAAAAAUACAAGGCAAUGUCAUUUUCUUUGUUUAGCGCAUUUCACACACAUAGGCAAGUGCUUUCAUAAAAUAAAACAGUAAAAUUAUAAAACAAAACAAAAAAAUAAAUACAAGAUUGGUCAAGAUGUAAGUGCAACAUAAAGAUGUUAAAGGUAGUGGGGAAUACAAUAAUGAUAAUGAUUGAAAGGACAUACUUGGACAUCAUCUUCAUUUUUUUAAAAUAUAUUUUAUAUUUAUAUUUUUUUUAAAUCGUAAUAGGCUAUGCAGCAUUUGUUAGUUUGACAUAUAUGAUUGUUUUUUUUUUUGUACUUGGUUUUGGUUUAAGUAGUUGAAGUUAAACUAAAAUAACAAAGUAACACACUUUUCUGUAAUUCAGUAUGUGAU
Molecule: messenger RNA, 3257 nt
Organism: Perca flavescens (yellow perch)
Lineage: Eukaryota; Metazoa; Chordata; Actinopteri; Perciformes; Percidae
Gene: vsig10
Product: V-set and immunoglobulin domain containing 10
Exons: 9
Coding region: 254-1864 (536 amino acids)
Biological process (GO): cell-cell adhesion
Cellular component (GO): plasma membrane; cell-cell junction
Molecular function (GO): cell adhesion molecule binding
Source: RefSeq, a predicted model, not a curated record